Cannabis sativa is the source of this 3753-nucleotide messenger RNA. RefSeq lists its product as uncharacterized. Gene Ontology annotation, molecular function: cysteine-type peptidase activity. Lineage: Eukaryota; Viridiplantae; Streptophyta; Magnoliopsida; Rosales; Cannabaceae. The coding region runs from base 352 to 3177 and encodes 941 amino acids. Gene Ontology annotation, biological process: proteolysis. The transcript has 7 exons. The record is from RefSeq and is a predicted model, not a curated record.
AUUAUCCUCACACGCCUAUUACUACAUUUAUACUUACAAACUUAUUUUUAUUACACAUUUACCACUUACUCAUCAUACCAUGCAUACACGUGUUCUAUCCCCAUGCAUCAUCAAUCAAAUCAUACUCUCUUCCCUCUCUUUUUUCAUUUUGUUUUCAUUUCAUUUUCUAUUCUUCAUUUCUGUUCUCUAAGUUCAUUUUGAAUUCAAGUAACCUCCAUUAACCACCCAUAAUUUAUCACGUUUUUCCCUCUUAUUUUUGGUUCAUCCACGAAUUUUCAACUUCCUCUUAGCCCACGAUUUAGCAACUGUUUUUCCCUCUCUGUUUCAUUUUUUUUCAAUCUUAUUUAUACCAUGGCAAUCACUCGGUCAUCUUCAUCCCCUUCUCCAGUUCUCAAAAAGAAAUCAAAAAUGGGCAAGAAAUCUUUGGCCAACAAAUCCAAGGGUAAACGCCCAAUCAUUGAUGAUUUUGAUUCUGAUUUUGAAGCUCCCAUGCCGAAGCGUGUGAAACCCACUUCUUCGAAGAAAUCGAAGCUGAACUUGGAGGAGUCCUCGCUUCCAGAAAUUUCUGGGAAAAAAUUCCAAAAAUCUAUUACACAUUCUGCAGAUCGGACUGAGGUUUGGGACUGUAAAUUUAGUCCUUCUGAUUUUUACAGAUCUAAGUGUGUGUGCACCAGUGUGUAUUCUGUGAUAAAUAAUAUUAAAAACACUUUAUCUGUUAAUUUGCUUUCUUUGUUUCGUCAAACUCAGUUUGGGCAUUUUCUGGAUAUGCCUGAGUUUGUUUUUCACCCACAAGUCGUUCAUAGUUUACUACUAAGGGAAGUUUUACAGCCUAAUCCUAAGGAGUUUUGGGCUAAGGUUGCUGGCCGUUGCAUACGGUUUAGUGCCGAAGAAUUUUACCUUAUUUCUGGUUUAGAUUGUUUCGGUGAUUGCAACAAGUUGUUGUUUUCACAGGAAACAAAUCAAUUGGUAGAAACAUGUUUCCGUGGUGUAAAAACUAUUGACAACAAAGCCAUCGAGGAUGCUUUUUUGGGUAGUCGGUGGGGUUUGGAUGAGUCUAUUGGUUUGAAAAUGGCUGUUUUGUAUUUCAUUCAGUGUUUUCUUCUUAGCAAUACUCCUGACAAAGAAGUGUCUAGGUUUGUUCUAGAUGUAGUUGAUAGCGGUCGGUGGGAUGAGUAUUGUUGGGGUAGGGAAUCAUUUGAAUUGACAAUUGACUCAUUCAAAGGUAGGAUUGAGCAUGGGAUCAUUAUGAAAAAUAGAAAGGCAGAGAAGGGAGGCCAAUAUGAUGGCUGGUAUAGGGCAUUGGGAUGUCCUUGGGUUUUUACUGUUUGGUUUUAUGAAUGCUGUCCUGCAAUGGUGAACUCUUUCUGUAAGAGAGUUUCAUCUUCUAUUCCCAGGAUUCUGAACUGGAGCAACACCAUCGUCACCAAAAAUCCAACCCUUCGAGACUUGAAGGGCAAGAUUUUUGAUUUACCUUUGGAGAAGUUGAAGAUAAAAAACAUGCGUCCUACUGAUGAAGAGAGGCAGCAGCUUCAACUUGACGGUCUAUUUCUCGAUGAAUCUAUUGAUGAACGUGGUGUAGCGAAGCAAUCCUUCGAGGGUGGCUCAUCUUCAAAGAAGUCUGAUUCAGCAGAUAUUGAUUGGAUGAAAUCUAAGCUGGAGAUGCUCAGUUCGAAUCAAUCAUCAUUGGCCGAGGACUUCAUUUCGUUGAGGUGUUUUGUUGAUUUUAAUUUCAAAUCCGUAAUGACUGUAAUUAAGGAUAUCCAAGAGAAGGUUAAUGCCAUUCAUCGUCGUCCUUCUGACGAGGGAAAGUCAUCGGAUGAAUUAGUAACUCAAGAUUCUGAUGAUGAUCCUGAUGAUGAUGAUGAUGAUGAUGAUGAUGCCGAGGAUGAUGACAAGCAAUUGCCUGAUCCAGAAAAUAUUGAUUCCGACUCCGACGAUGGUGGUGAGUUGGUUAAAGUUGGUGGGGAUGCUGAUGAUGCUGACAAGGCUGUUACUGCUGUCCCUUCUGCUGAUGUGAAUCCUUCUGAGGAUGUUGGAGGGAGUGAUAAAAAUGUUAAGGAUGUUGAGAAGCCGAAGGGCGAUGAGUCUCGAUUGAAGGGGGACGAUUUCUUUGAUGGAUUGAGCCAGCUUGUAAUAGAUGAUGAUCAAGUUGUGUUGGCUGGCUUGGAGGCUGUUGCUAAAAUCAAUGUCCCCGCACCCAAUCCAGAUGUUGUUGGUGAAAAGUCAGAUGCCCUUCAUACUGAUGAAGAAACUGAGGAUACUGUCUCUGAUACACCUCUGUUGGAUAAGAGGAAGCGUGCUCCGGCCUUGAAAUCUCCAUUUGUUGAUUUCGGGUCUGCUGAUGUCGGGAGCACUCCAAUGGAGCUUAUGUCCUCAGGUUCUCAGUCUGCUGGGGAUGAUAGGGAUUUCAAAAUGGUGACUUAUGUGAAGGGCCUUUAUGCUCUUAAUGAUGCUUUUGCUGAUCCCGUAUCUACCGAGAUUGAGGCAAAAUUUGACUCUUGGAUUGGUGAAGGAUUGCUUAAACAUCCCAGGCAUUAUAAUUGUUAUGAAGACGGCGCAAAGAAAUUUACCCCGGGUUUUAGGCUAGGUGUUGAUUAUGUUGAGGAUAAAACUUGGUUUUACCAUUUGGCCACAUGCGACAUGUUUAUGAACGACUCGCAUAUGAACACCAUAUUCUAUUACCUUCGGAAAAAAGGUAAGUAUUCUUCCGCUGUGACGUUGAAUUUCGCAACCACUGAUUGUCUUUUUGAUGAUUCCAUCCAAGCAUUGUACCACAAAUUUAACAAGGCCAAGUCAAUGAAGACUAAGAUGUCACACAUUCACGCUGCCCACCCAAUUGCGCAUUACAUCCGAGGUAUGCGCAUUCCCUGUUCCAAGCCUUGGUAUGAAGCCGAUCACGUGCUUUUCAUCAUCAAUUUAAGAAGGGAAAGUCAUUGGGUUUUUGGGCGUCUUGACGUGCACGAAAGGACGUUAUUUCUGUACAAUUCUUUGAGAACCGCGAAGAUGAAUGCCGCAGCUAGGAAUGCGAUGAAGGCUUAUUCCGUGUUGCUGCCUUUGUUUUUCGAUUUACUUGGGUUCUGGAAGAAUAGAGCACAAGUUCCUGCCUCAGUUUCUGACCCUACAGCUCCAUUCAGAAUCGUGGAGCUUAGUGGUCUUGCGUCUCAGCAGAAGAAGUGAGUGUUUCUUUUAAGUUUCUUUUAUGUUGUUUUUUAGUUUCUAAUCUGUUUAUUUUUUCUCUAUGUUUUUUAACGGUUGAUUGUGGAGCAUAUGUUGCUGCCUUUGCUGAAUUCUUUAUACACGGAAAGGAUGUCCCUGCAGACUUUGACAUCGAAGUUUAUCGAACCCGACUUGCUUCACUUUUCUACUCGUACGGACAAAGGAAAAUUGACGAAAGUAUUGACAGCGAGGAUGAGAAGCAAUCCAAGUCUUCUAAGGCAUCUAAAUUGAAGAAAUAGGAACUUUUAAUUUGGUGGCUCUAUUAUGUUAUUUGUUGAAUCUAUUUACUUGACAAGUUUUAGUGUUGUUGUGUGUUUAAAACUAUGUAGCUGGUUUAAAACUUUUAGGAUAUUUGACAUUCACUCCUUAUAAUAUCUUUAUUGUAUAGGUUUGUAUUUCCCAAAGUUGUGUGUUUUUUUAAUUGUUCAAGUUCUUAUAUACGGUCGCACAACUAUGGAGAAACUAUUAACCAACUAAAUACAAACUAUGUUUUCAUUUUUCCUAAAUAGUGCUAUGAAUGUAUAUUUAUUCUUCGUA